This is a messenger RNA of Cataglyphis hispanica, 2564 nucleotides long. Its product is annotated as alanine aminotransferase 1. NCBI's taxonomy places the organism in Eukaryota, Metazoa, Arthropoda, Insecta, Hymenoptera, Formicidae. Gene Ontology annotation, biological process: biosynthetic process. The coding region runs from base 556 to 2220 and encodes 554 amino acids. The record is from RefSeq and is a predicted model, not a curated record. The transcript has 6 exons. Gene Ontology annotation, molecular function: pyridoxal phosphate binding; L-alanine:2-oxoglutarate transaminase activity.
GCUCCAAAAAUAUAUACAUAUAUAAAAGUGGAGCUGUAAACGGAAAAUGUGGAAUCGCAUUAAAGUCUUAUUGCUACGCCAAGACGGCAUCAGACCCAGUAGAGGAAAGCCGAUCGCGACAGGUGAGACAGGACAACGAAUCGCUGUCCACAAUUAUUCGUAUUCGCGCGGGGCAUCAUCUCCAACGCAUCUUCGACGACGCGUGACCCAGGUGGCGUGCCGCUUGGAUCGAACUCCACAGUGUCAUAGAAGAAAGACGAGAGCCUCGAAAACGUGUAUGCCCUCCCCUUUCUUCGUCUCGUCGCGCCCCGCAAUUCGCAACAGUUGUAAUCGUCAAACUAACGUGGUGUGCGCGACGUAGUGAUUUUCUUGCGUCGAUUCUCCUCGAGCCGAUCCGCAAAUGAGACUGAAUCAAGCGAUGAGAUAGAAAAAAGAAAAGACGAAUAAUCAUCGUCACGAAGAAAUCGUCGAGUAAUAAAAGGACGAUUUUCGUGGUAGAAAAGAGAGAGAGAGAUAAGAGGAGAAAGAGAAGAAGGAUUUGUGGAAACCCUAAUUAUGUCGCACGCAUGUUUGCGAAACGCCGUGAUCGCCAGCGGCUGGCCGACGAAGACCAUGACAGCGACGACGACAAUGACGAUGAUGAUGACGAGACAGAGUGCCGGCGGGGCGCUGUUCGGAAGAGGGGUAGGGAUGACGGAUGGCGGACCGGUAUCCUUCGCGCUGCUCCAGCAAAUGAUCACUCCGUGUCGCGGCAUGGCGGCGAGCGCAGCGGUGAGUCCGUGCGGCAAGGUCCUCACCGAGGACAACGUCUUCAUCAACCUGCGCAAAAUGGAGUAUGCGGUGCGCGGACCGCUGCUCAUCAGGGCGCUGGAACUUGAGAAAGAACUGGAAAAGGGGGUCAAAAAACCUUUUAAUGAGGUGAUCAAAGCAAACGUGGGUGAUGCUCACGCGAUGGGCCAGCAGCCCAUCACAUUUCUGCGACAAGUGUUGACCCUUACGGUCUCGCCGAAACUGUUGGAUGAUCCGAGUUAUCCAGAAGACGCUAAGGAACGCGCUCGGACAAUCCUCAAGGGUUGCAAGGGCGGUAGCGUGGGCUCGUAUUCGGAAUCGGUCGGCAUUGAGGUGAUUCGUAAACAUGUUGCACACUACAUCCAACAACGCGAUGGUGGUAUUCCUUGCGACUAUCGCAACAUUAUUCUGUCGAACGGCGCUUCUGAUGGCAUCAAGUCAUUCCUGAAAUUAUUUAACGAGAUAAUCGACAACAAACCGUCUGGCGUGCUGAUCCCGAUUCCGCAAUAUCCUCUCUACUCAGCGACCUUGGCAGAAUUUGGUUUGGCGCAGAUCGGAUACUAUCUUGACGAAGACAACAAGUGGUCACUAGAAAUUAAUGAAUUAGAACGAGCAUUAGGGGAAUGCAAAGGCACGUGCAAUCCGCGGGUGUUGGUGGUGAUCAAUCCUGGUAACCCAACUGGCCAAGUACUGACUCGUGCGAACAUUGAAAGUGUCAUACGUUUCGCCCACAAGAAUCAUUUGUUCCUGCUAGCCGAUGAAGUCUACCAGGACAAUAUAUAUGAUAAAGACAGUGCGUUUCAUUCUUUCAAGAAAGUCAUGAUGGAGAUGGGCGAGCCGUAUUCGAAGAUGGAGCUCGCGUCGUUUAUGUCCAUCUCAAAAGGAUACAUGGGCGAGUGCGGAAUCCGUGGUGGUUAUAGUGAGAUCAUCAAUAUGAAUCCGGAGGUGAUGAAAGUAUUGCAGAAAUCGAUCUCCGCAAUGCUAUGCCCGAGCGUACUCGGUCAGGUCGUGAUGGAUGUUGUGGUGAAUCCACCGCAGCCAAACGAACCAUCGUACGAGGAAUUUCAGAAAGAGAAGAAGGAGACAUUGCGGUCCUUGUCGGAGAGAUCGCGGCUUGUCGUUGAUACGCUCAACAGUAUUCCAGGAUACAAGGCGAAUCCAGCGAUGGGCGCAAUGUACGUAUUUCCGCGGUUCGAUAUGCCGCCGAAGGCGAUCGAGGCGGCGCGAGCGAAAGGCCAAGAACCGGACGUCUUCUAUGCGUUCAAGCUGCUGGAGAGCACCGGAAUCUGCCUGAUUCCAGGAUCAGGUUUCGGCCAAAAACCCGGCACAUAUCAUUUCCGGACUACAAUACUGCCGCAGAAAGAGAAAAUAAAAACGAUGCUCGAAGCGUUGAAGCAAUUUCACAUCAAGUUUCUCGAAGAAUAUAGCUAAAUUCUUUUCUAAGCUCUUGGCGGAGAAGCUGCGAUUACAAAAGGAAUGGCUCAAUUAGGAUCGUCUAGAAGAUAUCUGUAUGAAGACUAAUUUAAAAGUCCAAACAUUGAAUGUAAAAUAUUUUUGUUACGAUUAAUGAAAGAUCCAUUAUAAAGAAUUAUUGCAUACAGAGUUAUUAUUGAAUCGUAUAGAGUAUGUGAUGAAAAUCAAAAUUUGUUGAAUGUAAAUCACGUUGUGAAUACUUACAAUAUUUGUAAAUACAUCGUAAUUAUCGUCAUGUCAAUAUGACACAUAUUAUGUAAUAGAAAAGAAAAAAAAUUAAAUGUUAUAUAUGUAUAUUACAA